This is a messenger RNA of Saccharomyces cerevisiae S288C, 1458 nucleotides long. RefSeq lists its product as uncharacterized. The record is from RefSeq and is marked reviewed. NCBI's taxonomy places the organism in Eukaryota, Fungi, Ascomycota, Saccharomycetes, Saccharomycetales, Saccharomycetaceae. Gene Ontology annotation, cellular component: nucleus. The transcript has a single exon. The coding region runs from base 1 to 1458 and encodes 485 amino acids.
AUGUCUGGCCAAAAGGGCGAGAUCGUGGUUUAUACAAAAGAGUUAGAAACUACCCCCGAGCUUUUACCAAACCAUGAAGUUUUCAAGAUUAGGAUUGGCCAAAAGCUAUUUGAGAUCUCAGGUGCUACAUUGAAUUCGGAUGCGCCCAAUUUUUUCACCCAAUUCUUCAAUACGCACGAUAAAAAUACGAUUCUAUUUGUUGAUAGAUCGGAAGACGUGUUCAUCAUAAUAUACAGACAUUUACAAGGUUAUUUUCCCGAUAUUAAGAACGAAGUACAAUUUACCUGUCUUUUCGCGGACGCAUUAUAUUUUCAGUUACCCAAGUUAGUUAAACUCAUAAAAGAAUACGACUACCACUUCACUAAUAUUGGAGGUGUUCCCUUUAAGGUACCAAAAUCAUUAUUCCAUGAAGAAGGGAACCGGUUGAACUAUUUUGAAACGAUUUCUCGCAUAUCUUAUGAGGAAAUUGAGAAGUGGGAGUCAAAUAAGAAGCCGGGCUUUCCACCUUUAUUACCACCCUCAUAUAUUGCAAGGUCCCCAGAAUUUUUCCGAGAUAUAUUAUCUUUACUGGGCGGUUCCAAAUUAGAACUGUCUGAGGAAAGAACCGCAUCUCUGAUAAAAGAGUGUCGUUAUUACCGUCUCAACAGGUUGGAGCAGGAAUUAGUGCGGGCAAAAAUUAUAUAUAAUCCCUUAACUAAUUGUCAAGAAGUUUGCAUAGCUCUUGAUAGCGUCUCCAAGAAGGGUGUAACCAUUGAAAGGUUAACAUCACUUCAUACCGGAAACCAAUCUUUAGCGGUAAGCAGUUGUCUCAAUGGAACUGAGGGUGAAAAAGCCGCUACUGGAUUUCAUAAAACCGAGACUGAUUCAGGCAACAAUGAUGAAUAUGAACCUCCAACAAAAAAGGUAAAACAUUGUAUUGAAAGACACUGGAGCAUGUUAAAAUACCAAAGGCCUUAUAUCGAUACAGUUUCGCACGAUCUUAUUUUCCAAUUACACUCUAACCAGUGCAAAAUAAUAUUCAACAAAAAGAAUAAGACUGUUCAUGUAGACCUAUCCAGAGAGGCUGCAGUGUUGUUUGAAAACAAGUUCUCGGAUGUUUUAUUGGAAAACCCAGAUUUUAAAAUUGAUCUGUCCGAAUAUAAGGUCAAACUUCGUGACAGUCAAAUGCAAGUUGAAUCCCACUUAAUUAUUCCUGCAUGUGUCUCCAUUUGUGACUUGACGGUAAAUGGCGCAAAAUGCUGUAAUAUUUUCUCAUUAGUUAACGACUCCAAAUGUAAAGGGAGGGUCUUGGAUUGCACCAAUUUGAAAGUUUUGAAUUGCGUUCAUGGUUUGAAACUACACUUAUCGAAAUCCAUGUGGAAGCUAGGUACAAAUAAUGGAAGAAUCAUUCUCGUUGCUGUAAAAGCCGAAACCUUCUCUGGGACGAAGGAAUAUUGCAAAAUGAUUGAUUUUCUGUGA